AAACCCUCAUUUCUCCCCUUUAAAUUCGGAGUUUGACCCAAAUGUGACCGUUAAGACCGUUACUCUGACCAUUUCAAAUAUGACCAAAUUUGGUGGGAAAUGGAUUCCCUAUACCUCAACUAUAUAUAAAAGAGCUUGUAGGGGUUUCUAUAAAGAACAAUACAAUAAAAUAACAAGCCUUAGUCUCUCUCUCUCUCUCUCUCUCUCUCCUUGUUCUCCUACAGCUGCUGCUCCAAUGGCUUCUUCCACCAUGAAAAGAUGGUUGAGGCCUGAGGUGUAUCCACUCUUCGCAGCGGUUGGCACCGCGGUUGGCAUCUGCGGUAUGCAGCUGAUUCGGAACAUCACUACCAACCCGGAAGUGAGGGUAACCAAACAAAACCGAGCAGCAGGAGUUCUUGAAAAUUUCGUAGAGGGAGAGAGAUACGCAGAACACGGGCUCAGGAAGUUCGUGCGCAACAAAUCCCCUGAGAUCAUGCCGUCCGUGAAUGGCUACUUCUCAAAUCCAAAAUAGGAGAUUAUUUUCAGAAGAAUUUCAUUUUCUGAGAUUCAAACUUGUGUUGUAUUAUCAGGUUGAGUAAGUAUGGCUCCACUGUGAAAUUGUACAUGAUCUCAGUGAUAUUUUUUGAAAUAAAGGUUUGUUGCGAAUGGCUCA
Molecule: messenger RNA, 652 nt
Organism: Ananas comosus (pineapple)
Lineage: Eukaryota; Viridiplantae; Streptophyta; Magnoliopsida; Poales; Bromeliaceae
Exons: 3
Coding region: 80-511 (143 amino acids)
Source: RefSeq, a predicted model, not a curated record